Molecule: messenger RNA, 713 nt
Organism: Pelagomonas calceolata
Lineage: Eukaryota; Pelagophyceae; Pelagomonadales; Pelagomonadaceae
Source: the annotation of a GenBank genome assembly
CAUCGAGCUGCGCUGGCUUCGUCGUCUCCGCCACUGCGUGCACCUGGACUGUAUAACUGCUCCUGAAUAACUCCAAAGGCUUCCUUACCAUCCGAAGCACCGGUGAAACCAGCCGCAGACCACGCGUCGGGCUCAACAUGCUCUCUCUGCUUGUUUCCUUUCUCAGCUGCGGGGCGGCGCUGAGGCCAGCGGUGGCGCCGCGCAUGGGCGCCAUCCCCACCGUCGAGGAGCGCACGACGACGGCGCGCCCGAAAUACAACGUCGGCUCCGCAUCGACGCGCGGCUCGGCCGUCCGCCAGGGGCCGAGCGACUUCGAGUGGGCCAUCGACGCCGACGCGUCGCGCAACGACGGCGACAACUUCCACAUCCUUUUGUUAAAUGAGACGUUCGCCAAGCCGCGCAUGUCCGUGGCCUACGCCGCCGGCGCGCUCACGCUCGUCUUGGCCAUGCCCGAGCCCGACGCCAUCGAGCACGCGGGCUUCGCGCAAGCGCAAGGGUUUUCGUGUCUCGGGACGUGGCGCAAGGACGAGUGUUUGGAGCUGUGCGAGCAGCUCCGGGGGCGCGACCUGAGCGUGCGCGCGCUGCCGGGCGUGCGCGGGCGCCAGGCGUGGCAGGGGGAGCCGGCGAACACGUCGCCCGACGCGCUGCCGUCGGCGCCUUGAUCUGUCAAUUCGUGGUCCCUCUCGGAAGGGGUCGGCACUGUAAAUUUAUAC